AAAGCUUGAGUUAGCCAAUCACAGCCAGAUGGUCAACAAGUCAACUUCUUCUUUGCCAACGAGACCUUGCUUUACUUAAUCAAAUAUUGGUAGGAUUGUAAUGUCAUGAUUAGUAUUAAUCUCCACCAUCUGCCAAUUCAUGUCUAUAGUAUCCUACUUUAAAACUCAGCUUCAUUUCUCUCAGAAACUCAUUCCAAUUUCCAAAUCCAUCUUUACAAAGAGGGAAAUCAAAUCAAAAAUUUUCCUUUACAAACACAAAGAUGAAGAAUAGUCUUGGAAGUAGCACAAAGCUAAUACUCCUUCACCCUUAUAUCCAAAAACAAGGAAGUUCCAAUCGUUUUUGGGCUUUAGCUUUUGUUUCAUUCUUGACACUUGCAUCUCUUCUUACUGUGAUUUACACCAGAGAAUCUAAAAUCACGGCCUCUGUGGUUUCCGCAUCUACAAUUACUAGUUCAAGUACCCCACCAUUGUCAAAGGCUGUGGCUAUGGCCCUUGUCCAUUACGCUUCAAAUUCUAACAAUACAGAGCACAUGUCUUAUACAGAUAUGAAAUAUAUUGCUGAUGUUCUCCAAAAAUGUUCUCAACCUUGUAAUUUACUUGUUUUUGGACUUACCCACGAGACUCGUCUAUGGAAAGCCCUGAAUCACAAUGGUCGAACGGUUUUUAUUGACGAAAAUCGUUAUUAUGCCGCUUACAUUGAGGAAAAAUAUCCAGAAAUUGAAGCUUAUGACGUGCAGUACACGACCAAAUUGAGUGAAAUGAAGGAAUUGAUCGCAGGAGUUAAGGAACAAGUGCGAAACGAAUGCAGGCCAGUGCAGAAUUUGUUGUUUUCGGAGUGCAAACUCGGGCUAAAUGAUCUUCCAAAUCAAUUUUACGAAGUGGAUUGGGAUGUUAUUUUGGUUGAUGGUCCAAGAGGGUACUGGCCUGAGGCGCCUGGCCGAAUGUCAGCUAUUUUUACUGCCAGCGUUUUGGCGCGGAGCAAGAAAGGUGGCAAUCCAAAGACACAUAUUUUUGUGCAUGAUUUUAAUCAGCAAGUGGAUAGAAUUACAAGUGAUGAGUUCUUAUGCAAAGAGAAUUUGGUGAAGUCAAAGGACAUGUUGGGGCAUUUUGUGUUGGAAAGAAUGGAUGCUAACAGCUUUCAAUUCUGUCGCAACCAUAACUCGACAACAGCAAAUUCCUCUUCUUAGCAUAUGGUUGUAAUUGGGAUCUAUCAGUUAUAUUUUCACUGUCAUUUAUUUAAAGAUGUUGCAAAUUUUUUUACUUGUUAUGCUAGGGGGAAGGAAGGGGCCGGUGUAAAAAUAACUUCUCUUUUGGUAUUGUCAAAUGUAUUCUUCCUUGAGGGAAAAAGGCAACUGUUUUGUUAAAAGUUCGUAUACGUUUACUACUAACCGAUUUGGAAAA
Messenger RNA from Nicotiana attenuata, 1401 nucleotides. Its product is annotated as protein IRX15-LIKE-like. The coding region runs from base 261 to 1187 and encodes 308 amino acids. Gene Ontology annotation, biological process: xylan biosynthetic process. The transcript has a single exon. The record is from RefSeq and is a predicted model, not a curated record. NCBI's taxonomy places the organism in Eukaryota, Viridiplantae, Streptophyta, Magnoliopsida, Solanales, Solanaceae.